GUUUCAGCUGCUAAUGUUGGAAACAUAAGUUGUCCGAUGUUAUAUGUUGGAAGUGUUCCUAUUCUGAUUUACGGUUAUCGGAUGUUAAUGGUUGGAAGUAUUCCUGUUAUGCUCUACGGUAGUUCUACUGGUGGGGUAGUUGAGCCAAUCCUUUCGAGUGAUGUGAAGCAGUGUUGUUCACUAAGUGAUGAAGUGGGAUCACAAGUUGAUUUGGUGUUGGAGGAUAAUAAGGAGGAUACUUGUGUGAUUUCAAAUUCAAAGAGUGUAAUAAGUAAAUUGGAACAUGAGGGAGGGAGUACAAUGCCGGAUUGGGAGAGCCAGUUGAGUGAGUGGUCUUUGCCUACGGAAUUUGGGAAGAAAAGGAAGCACCAUCUUCGUGCACAAAAGCGGCAUUUUGUACCAAGAAACUUGAAGUAUGCACCUGUUAAAAGGAAUUCGGGUUUAUCUAAGCGUUUGUGUCAUUAUGAACCUUUUGAUAUAUGCUUGUCUGCUCUUCAAGAUUCUUGUAAUGCAAGAAUGAUGGAAGAAGAGGAUAUGUUAGAAUUUGCUAAUCCAGAACGCAUGGUGGAAUGUACAGAUCCAAUAGUACUUAGGCCAGGGAUGGUCUUCCUGAAAAAUUAUGUGAGCCUCAGUGAACAGGUUGAAAUCAUAAGGACAUGUCGGGAGCUUGGUUUAGGCCCUAGGGGGUUUUAUCAACCAGUUUUCCAGCAAGGAGCAAAACUUUGUCUGCAGAUGAUGUGCCUGGGCCUGAAUUGGGAUCCUGAAACUAGGAAAUAUGAAGAUAUACGACCAAUAGAUGGCACUGGGCCUCCUACUAUUCCUAAUGAAUUUAGUUUGCUGGUUGAAAGAGCAAUGCAAGAAGCACAUGCCCAUCUCAAAGAUAAAAUCGGAUGUAGCAGUGUAGAAAAAGUGCUCCCUUCGAUGACUCCAAACAUAUGCAUCACCAACUUUUACACAACUAGUGGAAGGCUUGGUCUUCAUCAGGAUCGUGAUGAAAGCAAAGAGUCUCUCCAAAAAGGAUUACCUGUCGUCUCAAUAUCUAUAGGUGAUUCUGCAGAUUUCCUCUAUGGGGAUCAGAGAGAUAUUAAAAAGGCAGAGAGUGUUGUUUUGGAAUCAGGAGAUGUGUUAAUAUUCGGUGGUCUUUCAAGACUUAUAUUUCAUGGUGUAACAUCCAUCAUACCAAACUCAGCUCCAAAUAAUUUGCUGGAAGAAACUAGGCUUCGUCCUGGCCGUCUGAAUCUUACCUUCAGACAGUAUUAGAGACUCGGUCUUCAUGUGUAAUCACAGGUGUGGCAUCUUUACUACUUGUAUGCAGAAUUUGAU
This is a messenger RNA of Argentina anserina (silverweed cinquefoil), 1323 nucleotides long. RefSeq lists its product as uncharacterized. Lineage: Eukaryota; Viridiplantae; Streptophyta; Magnoliopsida; Rosales; Rosaceae. The transcript is spliced from 3 exons. Gene Ontology annotation, biological process: oxidative RNA demethylation. Gene Ontology annotation, cellular component: cytoplasm; nucleus. The record is from RefSeq and is a predicted model, not a curated record. Gene Ontology annotation, molecular function: oxidative RNA demethylase activity; broad specificity oxidative DNA demethylase activity; ferrous iron binding. The coding region runs from base 37 to 1260 and encodes 407 amino acids.